This is a messenger RNA of Porites lobata, 2669 nucleotides long. NCBI's taxonomy places the organism in Eukaryota, Metazoa, Cnidaria, Anthozoa, Scleractinia, Poritidae. The record is from the annotation of a GenBank genome assembly.
AUGAGCGGAAGGGAGACCGAAGAUCCAUCUGGCCCAUACUUUGAAAUUAUUAAGGUUGGAAGGCAUUGGCACUGGUUUCCAGAUGUCACAAUCUACUACGUAUCUCAAACCAGAAGUAAGCUCGUAGAUAUUAUUGUGAACGCUUUUCAGCUUUUCGACUAGAUUUGUCUCACUCUGAUCAACUUCUGGUUGUGUCAAUUGUCUUAGAGUUUAAGAUUAAAGGAGGUUGCAAAGUAAGGGAAGAUUCGUCGCAGAAUUACCGAGAUAUAACCGUCGUAAUGAACAGCGACGAAAAUCACAUUUUUCAAAUCAGACGCCAAAGAGGAGGAGGUAAAUAAUGCGCUUUGAAGCAAAACGUUUCUAUCUACACUAGCAAACUGUUCCACGUUUAUGUUGCACGUUUUGUGUUUUAGCAUACUGGAUGAACACUGAUGGAUACUGGUUAACUGAACCCAAGACAUUUAGCGUAUGAUUGAGGGCAAAGUAAGGUAAUUUGACUAGUUAAAUUCCAUGAAAAAUUCAGUAAUCAUAUACUGAAGUUCCUGUUUUGCAUGUUUAGUUCACUGAGUAGUUUUACCACUACUGCAGCAUUUCAUUGGUUCUUUAGUACAAGUCAAAGACGACAGUGUAGCUGCGCUGUUCUUUACAAGUUACGCCAUACUGAAAAUUUGCAAUGGAAAAUUCGUAUGGUCAGCUAACUCAGACGUGUGUAAAUUCGCUGGUGAUUGGCUUGUUCAUUAGAAGUUGGAGAGAAGGAGCGGUUUCUGCAAAAAGAAUAAAGGUGGAAAAAUUUAGAGUCUUGGUACCUCUCGUUAAUUGGCUUGGCGGGGUUUCUAGUCACCUGGAACGCCUAACAAAGAUUUACACGGUACCCACUUGGAAUAGAACUGAUUCUUAAAAUGCUUAUUCCAAAUAAUCUAUCAUUGUUGAAUAAAGCGCUAAAUUAUCUUCAAUUGCAAUAAUUGAAAUACAGCUGUAUGUGGCUUCAUAUAGCCGAAAAGCUAAAAAUAACAUGUAUUAAUUUGAUUGAUAGGUAUCAAGUUUAACAAUUAGUCUGCUCAUCAAAACUAAUCUUUUAUUCUUAUUGUAGGUCAUGAGCAUGAAACAAGCACAAGGGUUUAGCAUGUCCGUGUAAAAAAAAUGUCGACAGUAGGAAUUUAUAUUAACAAUCGAUUUGAUUUCUAUACACUGUUAACAUCUUUAUAUUCGACUUUGGUUUAAAAUUAAAAAAAUGUGAGGUACAAACUGCGUCUCUCUGACUAAUAUAGACGAAGUACACCUUUCUUUUGUAAUGAAAAUCACAUCACAGCAGGGCGGAUAAAGGUAGGGCGGUGAAACGAGCGCGUCCGAGCAAAAAGGUGCGAUGCAGUGGACUGGGACUCCGCUUAGAAAUGUCGCUUGUUUUCGACUUCGGUCAGGGCUUGCGAUGUGGUUUGUACAUUAGACACUGCCGCUGUCACUGAAUUAUGGUGGCUUGAUUUGUUUUCUUGCACUUCUUCCUCGUCCCUUUGUGCUGGUACGCUGUCUCCGAGAGGCAAAUAUUCACAAUAUUGGGUUUUUUACUGUCUACCUUGUUUUGUUUUAGAGAAAAAACUGAGAAAAACCCUACAACUAACCUCAAUAAAGUUUGUUUACAUGGUUGCCGGAUUUGCAACGCAUUGCGCGAAUCGCCAUGGCGGCCCGAGAAGCAAAGUUUGAAGAAAUAAAACGCCACUAUAUCAAUAUAUAUCAAUCUAAUUUUUGCUAUGUUAUACAAAAUUUAUCCCCUUUAACAUAUGUAAAAAUUGAGGUUAAGAAGUGUUAAGCUUUUGCAAACGAAACGGUGAAAGACGAUUAGGUGAUAUUUAGUGGAAGGAGGAGGUAUUCAACACUUUCAAAUUAAACUCAAAUUUUGGCAUUAUACGACCAACAAGUUAAACUUAUAGACGUAUAGACACAAACAUAUUAAACUGUUUAUUGAUAUUGUUAUGAAACGAAUUUAUCUAUUUAACAUUGUAGCCUGAAAUUACAGAAAGAAAAUAGGAUUUCCGGUUUGCAAAAACGAAAAUUUCGCCGGCCUUCAAGCUCACCGGAAGCGCGGAAAGAGCGCUCGUGCCAGUCCUAUUCCGCAUCACACAUUAAAUGAAGAGCGGAGCGCUCGUUUCACCGCCCAACCUUUAUCCGCCCUGCAUCACAGGGACAAAAUCCGUCCUAGGGACAACACAGUUUAUUCACUGAAUAGACUAAAUCAAAGAAAUAAUGUAUGACAUUGAAUUCUGUCGUUAAUGACUGAUUUCUGCGAACGUACUCGGCCAAACAAAAAUUCUUAAGUCAUUUGGAAAAAAGAUAAUCCUGCAAUGCGCAUGCUAAUCACGUGACCGCAUAAAUAUCUAUGAACAAUAAAGGCAUUUGGCGCCUAAAUUUAAUUUUGAGAAUGAAAUGAACAUUCCGUCACAGAUAAAAGUUUCCACGCUAAACAACCGUCAAAAUUGAAGAUGUCAUGUCCGUGUAAAAAAAAUGUCGACAGUAGGAAUUUAUAUUAACAAUCGAUUUGAUUUCUAUACACUGUUAACAUCUUUAUAUUCGACUUUGGUUUAAAAUUAAAAAAAUGUGAGGUACAAACUGCGUCUCUCUGACUAAUAUAGACGAAGUACACCUUUCUUUUGUAACGUUGUCGCACAAUCUCAGGG